UCUCGCGCCGAGCUCUAAUGACCCCAGGCGUUUCGCCCGUAUUAAAUCAUAAAUACCCUAAUACUCGAUACUCGAUAACCGAUACUCGAUACCCGUGUACCCGAGUACCGAAACAGGCGCAGUGGGGCCACGCAAAAUGAACCCAAACUGCGGAUACCGGCUGUGAUUAUUAUUCGUACAAAAUGUAACCGGAGUAAUAUGGAAGGACCCCAACGCUCAAUGAUGCAAUUAUGAAAAUACCUCUCCGUUUCAAGACAAGAUCGAAUCAUGACGUCAUUCAUAUUUUUUCAUUACUACUGGUUCUACCCCCGGUUUUUCGAGCUCAAAAUACCCUGGACUGUAACGAAAUUCUGAAGAACGCGUGCUCCUGCUACAACUUCGAAAAUGCCGUUUACCUAGAUUGCCAAGAUAGAUCCGUAAAAGAUAUAAAAUAUGCCCUCAAGAGUAUUACGAAUGUACAUACUUUAUCUAUUUAUGAUCUAGAUGACAGUGAAGAUGCUUUGGGACCACAUUUUAUACCACAAGGUGCUUGCAUUAAGCAUAUACAUAUAUCGAGAACGAGCAUAAAAACGAUCGAUGACGAGACGUUCAUGCCGCUGAGAAAGUGCCUCGAGACGUUAAGCAUUAUUUCGAGCAAAAUUAAAUUCAUACCGCAAAAAGCUUUAGCUGGCCUCCUCGAGCUUACAUCUGUCGAGAUAGCCUCAAACUACGUCGAAGAAAUUUCAAGUUACAGCUUUUACGGCCUGCCCCUAGUAAAAUUAAAUUUAAAAGGAAAUUUAAUAAGACAUAUUUCGGACACGGCGUUUGCAGGCUUAGAGAGCUCAUUGUUUGAAAUUGACUUAAGUGAAAAUAAUCUAACCUCAUUUCCCGUUAGUUCUAUUGCCGAUUUAAAACAACUUCGUUCAUUGCGCCUCUCCUGGAACGAAAUAUAUUCAUUGCCAAACGAUGACAUCACGGGUCCCUUGCUUUUAGAGUCCUUAGACUUGAACUCGAAUAAUUUCGUAUUUAUUUCGGAAGACUGCCUUAAAUUUAGUCCGUCCCUACGAGUUUUAUCUUUUCAUUUUAAUUUCAUUAACAAUAUUCAUUAUCGCGCUUUUUAUUCGUUGAUAAAUCUACGGUCGCUAGAUUUGAGUCACAAUAGGAUAAAAAUUCUCAACACUAACCUCUUUCAGAAUAAUAAAAUGUUAGAAUUCAUAGAUUUAAGUCAUAAUCAUAUUCAUCACAUUCAUGGACUGCUUUGUAACAUGCCGUCAUUGACAAAAAUAAUGUUAAGUAGCAAUAACAUACUCGAAGUGCCAAUAGAUUCUUUUAUAAAUUCUAGUAAAAUUAGUGUUAUACAUUUAGAUAAAAACUGCAUCAACGCCAUUCAUAGUGAGAGCUUUAGUGAUUUAGUAAAUUUAGAAGAGUUACAAUUGGAUUUUAACUAUUUGGAUGACGUGCCACAUAAUACGUUUAAUAGGAAUAAAAAUUUAACAAAAUUAAGACUAGACAAUAAUUAUUUUAGUAAAUUAAACAAUGAAACAUUCGCCACCCUCGUUAACCUAAAAUAUGUUAGGCUAAAUAACAAUAAGCUCAAUCAUUUAACGCGACAAGUAUUUCGUAAUGUCAUAAAAGCUGAAGAAAUUUAUUUAAACCAUAACCAAAUCGCACAUAUAGAGCCCGGAACUUUUGUAAAAAUGAGACAUUUAAAAUAUAUAUCAUUGAACAAUAAUAACCUAUUAGACCUAAAUGAAGUUCUUCCAAAAAUUAAUUCGAAUUUACACUUACUAUACCUCAGCUUUAAUCGUUUGACAUCGGUCAAUAAUAUCAUGCUAGAAUAUCAUAUUAAAUUACAACAGCUAAGUUUGAACAAUAAUCAGGUCAAGUUUAUAACAAAGAAAACUUUUAACAACUUGACGUUCCUCACGCGACUAGAACUGCCUCAUAAUGAAAUAUCCGUCAUUGAAGAUUUCUCAUUCCAACGCCUUAACUCAGCUCGGUACUUGUAUUUGCAAUACAAUUCACUUAGGAAUAUUACGAGUUAUACUUUUUUUGGUCUCACUGAAUUAGAAGAACUCGAUAUUUCUUAUAAUAAUAUAGAAUUUAUUUUUGAUAUGGCAUACGAUACUUUGAAGAAACUUAGAACUAUAAACCUAUCUUUCAACCGCUUGAAAAUCUUGUACAAAAAUAUUUUCAAACAUGGCCUGCCGUUGAGUUCUUUGUACAUAGACAGUUGUGGAGUAGAACGUAUAGAAAAUGGUACAUUUGAAGGCUUAACUAAUCUUAAAUCUCUUUCGCUAAAGAACAACUCGUUAAAGUCAACAGAUUUUUUAACUCUCGAUAUACCAGGAUUAAAAUUUUUGACAUUGUCCUACAAUAUACUGGAUUAUUUACCGGUGGACACAUUCACACAACUCCCACUUUUAGAAGUACUAUAUUUGGAACAUUGUAACAUAGAUCAAAUCGUGGAAGGAACUUUUGCAAACAACAAAAACUUACAUAAACUAAACUUAGCUCAGAACAUAAUGAACAAUUUUCCAGCUACAUCGUUCGGUCUAUAUAAUUCAAUUUCAGAUUUUAAUAUCAGUAAUAAUUUCUUAGACGUCGUUCCGUAUAGUACAUUUCAUAACUUUACUUUCAUAGAGACUAUAGAUGUCUCGGAAAAUUUGUUACCAAAAAUAGAAUUAAGUGGUUUCGAAAAGCUUAAUAAAUUAAAGACGUUAAUUUUAAGAAAAAAUGAAAUAACAAGCAUAACUUGUGGUAAGAAAAUAUCUUUUAAAUCUCUCAUAUCUUUCGACAUCAGUUACAAUAGGUUAACGUAUUUACCUGUAUUUAUUUUUGAAACAUUUCCAAACGUCCAAAAUAUCAAUAUCUCUUAUAACGAAAUUGUACACUUUGAUUUUAUGCUUAUCCACAAAAAUGCCGGAAUAUCACUCAUGAAUAUAGAUCUUAGCAAAAAUCCCGCGACAAUAUGGCCAACCAACACUAAUAUAAAUACAAACACAGUGACGUCAAGUUUAUACGAACUUCAUAUUUCCUAUACUAAUCUAACUUACAUAGAAGAUACGACGUUUGAAAAUUUCAGAAAUUUGCAGCACUUGUACUUAAAAUAUAAUAAAAUACGCCGCAUGUCAGUCAGUCCAUUUUCAAAACUAUCCUUACUAGAAAAUAUCGACAUUAGCUUUAAUAGAAUAACACAUUUAAAAGCAAGUAAUUUUCGAGGUCUUAUCAAACUUAAUACUCUUUGCCUUUCAAAUAACAACAUUGAAUCAAUGGAAUCGUUCGAUGAAGAUUUAGGUAGCUUAAAACUAUUAGACCUUGCACAAAACAAACUACAAAACAUUCUCAGUGAGCACUUUAUACAUUUAAAGGAAUUAACAGUUUUAUAUUUGGCUCACAAUAAUAUUAAAUACAUAUCGGCGACAUCCUUCAAAAAUCUAGAUAAAAUUAUUCAAAUUGAUUUGGGCUACAAUAAAAUCCAAACGAUACCCAUAGAGCUGUUAUCAUCAGUAGAAAAUCAUAUACAAGAUAUAUCCAUAAAAGGAAAUGUGAUUGAGUGUCGAUGUCAAAAAAAUAACACUUGGACCUGGAUACAAGAUCAUCCAAAAAUAAUCAAGCCACAUUCAGUUCUCUGCUUCAACGAUGAGUACCCGAAAGAUAAAUGUAAUUUUCCAAUAAUAGCUCAACUCUCCGUCGACAAACACAACGAUAACUCCGUGUCUGUGUCUUGGUUCAUCAGAAACCGUACAGCAAUCAAAGCAUUACAGAUUCUUUACUACGAUGAUGCGAAAGAUACAAAGGUACAUUUUAAAUACAUUGAAAAGAGUGAACUGUCUACAAAGAUAUUUGAUUUAAAACCGAAUAAUAACUAUGUGGUAUGCUUGCUCACCAUAAACGAUGAAUUCACUCCCAACAUGGAUGAAAUAGAGGAACUAUUUCAACAGAAGAAUUUCAACGACUCUGCAACAAAUACCACGACUAAAUUAGAUCGUAACUUCGCUGCUACUCUCAUUGCACAGUCUCCAUCUAGUGAAUGUAUCACAUUCGACACACUCAGAAAAGCAUCGACCAUAAAGAAGAAAUCUAGCAAAGAUACAAAACAUUCUUCCAUUUUUAAUCGUAGAACUGGUUUGAUCGUUGGGUGCUGCCUAGGUUUUGUUGUUUUCUUUGUUAUGGUUUCAGUUUUGUUGUAUACUAAGUUCAAAGAGCGAAAGAGAAUAGAAAAGUCAGACCCAGCGUGGUCCGAAAUGAACGAUUACCAUUCCGUACAUAGCAAAGAAGAUAUUUUGAACUCGACGACAGCCUCAACUGAUAACAUUCUUUUAGGAAUUACUAAAAAUCGGAAUACAUCGAUAGUAGAAAAUAAAUAAAUUGCUCAGUUUAGUGAAAGUCGUUUGAAGCUCUGUAGAUAGUGUAGCUAAUUUGAUAAUUAAAACGCUUGCACCAAAAUAUGAUAGAAUAACUAGACUUUUAAAAUUGUUGAUCACAAUAUUAAAUGUAUUUCACAAAGCAAAAAAAAAAAAGUUUUAGUGUAACAGAAAUUGGAAGCGAAAGGAUGCCCCAACAUUUAUAAUAUAUUUUUAUGUGUUGUCAUUUGCCAUUGUAUUGAUAUUCAAUAUUGUAUCUAUUUGACGAAUGCAAAAUCAUUUCGCUUCCAAAUUUACAUUUUAUUCAAUCCUUAAAAGUCAGUUUAAAUAAAUAGAAUGCUGAAUAAAAAAUAAUGCUUUUGUUUGGUGGCUGAAUUAUGAAAAGUAGUCAAUAGAAUUAUGUAGUUGUUAUAUUUAUAUGAAAAGAGAUUUUUA
Aricia agestis (brown argus) is the source of this 4781-nucleotide messenger RNA. RefSeq names its product protein artichoke-like. The record is from RefSeq and is a predicted model, not a curated record. The transcript has 5 exons. The coding region runs from base 231 to 4349 and encodes 1372 amino acids. NCBI's taxonomy places the organism in Eukaryota, Metazoa, Arthropoda, Insecta, Lepidoptera, Lycaenidae. Gene Ontology annotation, molecular function: protein binding.